Messenger RNA from Arabis nemorensis, 426 nucleotides. NCBI's taxonomy places the organism in Eukaryota, Viridiplantae, Streptophyta, Magnoliopsida, Brassicales, Brassicaceae. The record is from the annotation of a GenBank genome assembly.
AUGAUGUUGAAGACAAGACAAGAGACUAAAGAAGAUGAGGAUUUGAGAAACUUUGUGGCGCCUCUAGGUAUCACUGAAUUUGGUGAAGGAGAAGAAGUAUCUGAAUCCGAAUCUGAUGAAGAACAUGAAGAUGAUCUUGCUGAGAGUUACAAGGAGGUACGGGAGACAAUUAUCAGGCUUGUACAAGAGAACCUAGCACUGAUUAAGGAGAAGCAACGACUUGAAACAUUGGCUGAAUCUUUGCAGACUGAGCUGCAGGCUGAACGAAAACUCAGUCAGGAGAGUGUACUGUUGAUGAAGGAGAAACUCAGUCUGGCUGUCAAGGCAAGUAAUUUGGAGAAUGAAUUGCAUGUUGAGAAGGGAAUAUCUACUCAACUUCAGUCGCAACGUGAAAUUGGACAAGAUCCUGUCUUAUGGGAGGACUGA